AUAUUUACAUUGGAGACUUAAAGCUGAUCGAUACCUUAUAUUAAAAUUCCACUAAAUGUGGCAAUUCAAAAGAUUUCAACGCGAGGACAUGGUGUUUUCAUCUCGAUAAAUAUCAGCUUGCUGGGAAGCCCGAUGACGUCAUGAUGUGUCAGUUUUAACAUUUUAACUAUGUCUGAUUGUCCCUCUGAUGUCAGCAAAGAAGUAAAGCCAGUGAACCACCCAAACUUCAUACCAGAGCAUGACAUUAAAAGCUUACCACUUUUCACAGAAAAUGCAGAUGUAAGAACGAAGCCUCCAUCUGGGGUAAAUGGAAAUAACUCAGAUGGAGCUAGCAAGCCAAAGGUUGGGAGAAGCAUCUCACAUGACUAUUCAUGUGACCAGAAGAACAGGGGGUCUGUGGGCUCGUUUGGGUCAUGUGAUAGCAAGAACUAUGAUGAAGAGGUUGUGAUUGCCUACCAGGAUGAGGCUAUCAAUGUUGAAGAACAAGGAACUGGCAACACAUGUGCUGGGACUGACAAAGGUGCACUACGAUUAGUUCUUGUGUCUGGAAAAGUGAGGAACACCACUGCUGUGAGAAAUGCUUUGCAACCGAAUGUGGCCUUUGUCCAAUAUAAAUACUAUACAUCCUCAUUGGAAGGGAUUCUUGACCUGGUUUCGAGAACUCUAGGGCCACGCAAGUGCAUAAGUGUGGCAUUAAUAUUGAGCUGUUCUGGUUUGUCACUUCAGCUCUGUGGGAAAGAAGAAAAGAUGCAGCUGUUGAAUAAAGAGAGUAUCACAGAAAUGAAGUCAAUUCGUGACUUCUUCGUGACGCUAGUUGACAAGCAUUUGGACGUGUCUGACCCCGGAGCCAGGCUGGACUUCAUGGCCUGCAGUCUCUUCCUGCACACAGACGGGGGCUCCAUUGAUAAAGAGAUGGAAGCAUUGCUCAAGAUUCCAGUGAAGAUGUACAAGGAUUUAGGGGGUAAUGAAGCACCAAGAUCAGCAAGUUCUGAUGACGGUAACAGAACAAACGGUUCAGUAGGUGAUCAGUAUUUCAAGCUCGAAAAGCUCAGAGGCUGGUCAGGUCAACAACAACAGACUCUUGCUGGGUUUGAAAAAAUAAAAAUUGUGGGAAAAGGGGCAUAUGGAGCAGCAGUGCUGUACAAGAAGAAAGAUGACGACUCCCUGGUGAUACUCAAGGAAAUAAACAUGCAUGAUCUGAAAGCUACAGAGAGGCAGAUGGCGUUGAAUGAGGUGAACAUUCUGGCCAUGCUGGAGCACCCUAACAUCAUCAGCUACUUUGACUCCUUCGAAGAAGAUGGUGUGAUUAUGAUUGAGAUGGAAUAUGCAGAAGGAGGGACACUGGCCCGUUACCUGGCAAGUCAGGAGAAGUCCUUGGAGGAGCGAGAUAUUAUUGUCAUGUUCCAGCAGAUAGUGUCUGCAAUCAGGCACAUCCAUGAACACAACAUCCUGCAUCGGGAUUUGAAGACUGCCAACAUUUUCCUGACGAAGGAGUGUGUAGUGAAGGUUGGAGACUUUGGUAUUUCCAAGAUGAUGUCCACUGCAAAUAAAGGUGCUAACACAGUAUUGGGGACCCCAUACUACAUAAGUCCAGAGAUGUGUGAGGGUAAACCAUACAAUGACAAGUCUGACAUCUGGGCCCUUGGCUGCAUCUUAUAUGAGAUGGCCUGUCUGCAGAAAACAUUUGAGGGCACUAACCUGCCAGCACUGGUCAAUAAGAUAAUGAAGGGUCAGUUUGCCCCCGUGAAGGGCAACUACUCCCAGGAGUUCAAGGAUCUGAUCAUGCUUAUGUUGUCCCAGGACCCUGCUGUCCGUCCAUCUGCACAGGACCUUCUGCAUACCCUCAUACCUCAGCUCUUGUCCCAAUAUGAAGAAGUGACAACCACAGAUAAUGAUGAGGACUUGGACAUGACAAAGGACAAGGUCAACAGCUCGAAGAAGAAAACCAGGGCAAUUCUCUACUACUUUGAUAGUUCUAGUGCCGAACUGACUCCGAUAGAAUUGAACCCAAAAGUAAAGAUAAGAGCUACUGCGGUAGGGGCUGACCAUGUGAUCGUGGUUACCAUGGAGAGCCAGGUGUUCACAUGGGGAGAGGGGUCAAAAGGACAGCUGGGCCAUGGCGACUGUUUGUCAGUUUCCAAGCCCAAAAAUAUUGAAGCCUUGAGUGGAAAAUCAAUAACAAGGGCGUGUUGUGGAGAUGGGUUCAGUGUGUUUGCCAGUGACAGAGGCAUUGUGCUAACAUGCGGGGAUGGAAGUCAAGGGUGCUUGGGACAUUCUGAUUGGUCUGCUGUGAAUAGGCCACGCCUUAUUGAAUCUCUUCUCAGCGUGGACGUGAUAUCAGUGGCGUGUGGCCCUGCCCACGUUGUGGUGGUUGGCAGCAAGGGUGAGAUCUUCUCUUGGGGCAACGGAGUCUCUGGCCGACUGGGGCUUGGAACCGAGGACAACCAUUGUAAACCAAUGAAGGUGACUGUCACAGAAUCUGUGUUGAUCAGGGAAGUGUUCUGCGGCCAUGAUGGCACCAUGUUCUUGACAGACGAGGGCUGUGUGUGCGCAUGUGGGAACAACGAGGAGAACAAGCUGGGGCUGAACCAUAGGUGUGGCUUCAUUGCUGCCAUGAGGAACAUCUUCACAAGGACAGAGGUAGAGGGUCAGAAAGUUCCAACCAUGGUACGAGCGCUUCGUCACAGAGUCAUUGACAUAUCUAUGGGCCGAUACCACACUGCAGUGAUUGUUGAGCCAGGAACUGUCUGGACAUUUGGGCGCAACUCUGAAGGGCAGCUGGGUAUCGAGGAAACCAAGCCUGUCAGAGCCCCGGUGAAAGUGAACCAUAUGACCGACAAAAACAUUGUGAGAGUACAGUGUGGAGAACACUAUACAGUUGCCAGUACUAACAUGAAUGAAAUAUACUACUGGGGACUGCGAUUCAAACAUACCACCUUGAUAUCGCCAGCAACAAAUGACAUGGACUCAAGCAUUUACAGUAGAAACAAAGAUGAUAUGCGAGUGGAGUCUGUGACUCCACGGAAUGCUGGUCAUGGCAGGCAGCCAAGCAGUACUAGUGGGAUCAGCAUCCCAAGUCUAGAUGGUAAUGGCAGGCAGCCAAGCAGUACUAGUGGGAUCAGCAUCCCAAGUCUAGAUGGUAACAGUCUAACAGACCACGAAAAUGAUCUGGAAGCUGGCAACAAGGCAGAAUGGGAAAGUGUAGCAGAUAGCGGGUAUGCAGGUGACAGCACAGUCCGCACAGGGUUCCGGCCCCUCAGCAGUGUCCCACGUCGAUCUUCCAGUGCAACUAGCAGGGACAUGAACAGUCAGCGUGAGAAGGAUUUGGACAGUGGAUUCAAGGAUGACUCAGAGAUCAUAUUCCCGCCUGAUCACCUUAUGAGAAUUGUUUCCACGGAUGAAACUCUGACAUUGAGUUCAUUCUUUUGCCAUGGUGAAAACAUUUUUAUUCAAGUUGAAACAACGGCUCCUCCACCUCGGAAAAAGACUCGCAAAAAGCGCGCCUUUAGGAAGCGAUACAGUGGUUCCACUCUGCCAGUGCCCAGCUCUAACACAGGUACUUCUGCUUCAAGCCGAGAGGGUGGAGAUGAAUACUCCUCAGGGACAUCAGAGGUUGACACUCAAGGAACUGUGCCAUCCUGGCUUCGCAAAGAACUUGCUGAUACCCAGAAUGGAGCCAAUCCCAUAGUAACUAAAAAUUUCCAAGGGGAUGAGUCCGAUGGAAACAUGGCCGACAACACAAGUGAACAGUCAGAUGAGGACCAUACACACAAGCUGAUUGACACUUCCAUGUCCAGUAUUCAGAUUAACAGAGAGCUCACUCCUUGUAAACUUCCCCUAGACAAGGCCCUCACACCAAAAAAUAGUGAUCUGAAGUCGUCCAGUUUUUCCAAGGGAUCCUCAGGUGAUGGCAAAACUGGUAAGCUCUCCAGCACUGAGAGUGAAAUAGAUGCUGCCAUGCAUUCAGAUGGCAGUGCAAAAGACUUGAAGAUGACAAGUCGUGCUUGGACGGAGCUGCAAGGCCUGGGUAAGGGACUGAAAUCGGGAGGUCUAGGGUCCGGUACCCAGCGAGUGAAGAGUGCUGCCCUCUCCACACAAUGGACCCAUAACCGCUUCAGGCAAAACAGAGGACAUGUCAGACAUGACACGGUGCUGAAGGAGCAGCUAUCAGCACGAGGGUUUGUGUCCGAUGUCACUGUGAAAAGGAGAGAAGAGGCCCUACUGGGAGAGCUGAAGAUGACUCGGGAGGAGAAGAUGAUGGCGGAGAUGAGACUGCGAGAGCUGGAGAGAGACCACAUGCAGAGGCAGGAGCAGCUGAGACUUGAGUCCGAGCAGAGGGCCCUGGAGCGUGAGAAACAACUGCAGUCCCAGAUUGAGAUGCUGAAACAGGAACUGAAAUCACAGACCUCACAGCUGAAGGAAAACCAGAAGAAAGUCAUGUCACUGCAGGAUCAGUUGUCAAUAAUUCAAACAAAGAAGAAGAGUUUUGGACCUGGAAGAGUUGGUUCAACAUCAGAGAGCAAAGUGUGCGUCUUGCAGUGAUUUAAUUGCUUAAAAUGUGUUGCUUCUAUGAAACAGAUUUGACAAAAACACACUUUUGUUCAUCUUUGUUACACACAAUUUUGAUGUGAAGAAACAAUUAUAUUUUAAUAUUAUGCUGAGAAUAGCGUUAGUGGUUGAGCCACUGACCUAUAAUUAUUUUUAAGGGUAUUGAUCUAUAUCUCUCGAUUUUGAACUUUGUCCAUAGGCCUGCAUGUAACACAUGAUUUUAAACUACGGCUAUAGGCCUGUAACACUUGAUUUUGAACUGCCCCCUUAGGCAUAGUACGUAUGAUUUUUGAACGGAAAAGAGCUUUCAUCGACUCAUUUUAAAAUACGGUUAUAGGUUGAUAACUUCUGAUUUUGAACAAAGGGUUGGUAACACCUCAUUUUAAUUUUGUGUCAUUGGCCUAUGACACCUAAUAUCAAACUAUGGGACAAUAACACUCCAGUUUUAACUGUGGCCUUUAACACCACAUUUUGGUCUCCUUUUCAAUUGGCAUUGGCCUAUAACACCCCAUUCUGAACUAUGAAAAUAUGUCUCUGACUUCUAAUUUUUAAGUAGGGGUAUUGGUUUGAAAAAUCUGAAUUUUUCAAUAUCCAUUGGCCAACAUUAGCUUAUUUUGAAAUAUGGACAUGGUUUAAAUGAGUUAUAGAUUCUUCAAACUACAAUAGACAUCAUUUCAUACCAAACUUUAAAUAGUUACCAGAUAUUUGCACAAUUUACAAGUGCUGUUCGUUAAAAAUGACGUUUUCAACCUUAAGAUUGUAUUACAAGGUAAAUUUAUAUGCACACACAUUUCCAUUGAAUUCCAAUUGUGCUUUACAUUUUACUGAUUUUGUAUUUAUUUUGUUAUAGUAAAUGUCUUUUGUGCUGGUCACAAAGAUUUUUGUAGUGUUUUAACAUUUGUAUACAUUUUAUGGAGAUAAAAUGUUUUUAGUAUCAUGACAUCAUUUAUACAUGUAUAUGGCUCAUACUUCUUUUUGUUUGUUACAAAUCUUAGACAUCUUCCCUCUUGGACAAAUCCCCCUGCUCAAUUUUAGCCUGACUUUUGGUAGAUUGACUCUUUCAGUGCUGGAACCGAAUUUUGAAGGCCUUUGCAAACAGUUUGGAUCCAGAUGAGACGCUACAGAACGUGGCGUCUCAUCAGGAUCCAAACUGUUUGCUAUUCUGAUAGUUCUCUUUGAAAAAAAAAUCGAAGAAAAUGCUAAUUUUAGAAAUUCAGCAGACGACAAUUUUCCCAGCAUGCAAAGGGUUAAGUAAGGUAAGCAACAAAGUGUUGGUGUUAUGGCUAGGUUGAAUAUAUGUGUACAGCAAACAAUUUGGGACAUUUGUUUUUUUUUUACAAAAGGAAGAUUGAUGAGUCUAUUUCUUAAUAGAUAAACAAGCGGAGUUAAAUUUAGUUCUUACAUAUGAACAUGUAAUUGCCAUGUUUAAGGGAAACACGGGAUAGGUGAAAUCUGGGUUAAGGUCAUUGUAUGAAAACAUGAGUUCACUUAAUAAAUCAACAAUAUAUUGUGGUUUUGUUUUAAACUUUAUGCAUGAAUUUGUUAUAUGAGUACUUGCUUGUGACAGCUGUAAAUAUGUGUGUAUGUGGACAAGAUUACAGUAUAUGUUUUUUAAGAACUUUCGAACUUUAGUGAUAAAACUUAAUAACAGUACAAACCAUAUUAUCAAACCAGUAUGAGGCUUGAAAUUAGGGUUUGUAGGCGCUCAUGUCACAAUUAACAAAACUAAAAUACGUGUUCUGCUUUGAAACUCAUUCUUAUUGAGAAGUUGUAAUACAAUUUCAGAUUAUAUUAAAUGAAGCCAAGGUUUUUGGCAGCCUUGCUGGUCACUAUUAUGCGAUUGGAUCUGAAGUGGGAUUUUCUCUUUCUGAUAUUGUUCUGAACAUGUUUAUCAGUUUCAGCAUGGGUAUAAUAGCCGAUUGUUUAGGCACGUCACACUGCGACACAAAUAAUAAUUCUCAAAAAAGUAUUGAUCUUGAACAUUGUCACAUUUUGAAACAUGUUUCAUUUGACUGUUAGAUUUUUAAAUAUUUCAAAUAAUUAUUGAUAAAUAAUCUUGAAGCAAUCCUCAGUGUCAGCAUUGAAGUUCAACUAAGCUGUGCAAUCCUAGCAGUGACGUUAUACGUCGAAAUUGGCACGCGCGGUUCAUAAAAGAAAAUAGUGACCGUUUCAUGUAUUAUUGAUCUGGAUAAAAAAAAGAGGUUCCGGGUUUUGUUCACGUUUUUGAAAGAAGUUAGGAAUAAUUCUCAGUUUGGAAUUUUGUCAAGAUAUGUUGGUCUCAUUAUUAUUAUUGUUAAAUUAUCAUCAUAUCAUGUAGAUCUACGUUUUUAUUUACAACAAUCAUUUUUAUGCAAUCUUUUUCGUGUAAUGCUCAAAUUGUGCAAUUAAGACUUUGAUGUUAAUUAUCUCCUUUUUUAAUUUUGUUCUGUAUUCACUGAAACCUCUUUUAUGUGCAACUCGUGUAACAAUCAGCAAAUGAAUGUCACUAACGGUCACAUUGUUCCUUGAUUUUUAGUAUCGUGCAUUCUCCUUUUGUGCGCAGUCAAGAUAUGUUGAAUUAAAAAAUCGCUGUAUAAUAUAAAUAUUUUUAUACAAAUGUGUCUGAUUGUGAUCCGUCGAUUGAAUAAAUUGAUCUCCACAAAGUAUGUUACUGUCA
Messenger RNA from Dreissena polymorpha, 7204 nucleotides. RefSeq lists its product as uncharacterized. The record is from RefSeq and is a predicted model, not a curated record. Gene Ontology annotation, molecular function: ATP binding; protein kinase activity. Lineage: Eukaryota; Metazoa; Mollusca; Bivalvia; Myida; Dreissenidae. The coding region runs from base 169 to 4542 and encodes 1457 amino acids. The transcript is spliced from 32 exons. Gene Ontology annotation, biological process: protein phosphorylation.